Rasamsonia emersonii CBS 393.64 is the source of this 3153-nucleotide messenger RNA. RefSeq lists its product as uncharacterized. The record is from RefSeq and is a predicted model, not a curated record. Bases 1 to 3153 code for a protein of 1050 amino acids. NCBI's taxonomy places the organism in Eukaryota, Fungi, Ascomycota, Eurotiomycetes, Eurotiales, Trichocomaceae. The transcript has 11 exons.
AUGUCCAGCACCGCAUCUUCCAGCAGGAGUGGGCCUGCUGGAACUGGUAGAAAUGCAAGUUCACAUACGUCGAGUAGCAAAUCCAACCAUCCAGGCUCUUUCACUGGGCAAUUAGUGCCUCUCAGCGAGAUUUCUCAUUAUUCCGGUUCAUCUACUACCGAAAUAUGGACACCGUCGUCUUCCGAAGAUGAGAAAAUCGACCUGAGUCCGGAACCACGUGGGAUUUUGGGACACUGGGAUAUUCAAAGGACAAGCGUUUCUACGGCGAGGAGUCUCCUGUCGGACCUACAACUUUGGGACAGUGUCGAACGAACACGGGACAAUUCUCCGACAGACCGCGAGGAGAGAGCACAGAGUCUUGGUUUAUCUCCAAACGGUACUGUAUCAACCUAUGCGGGCCUCUACAAUGCUACGCCAAAUCCCAGUCCUAGACCCUCUGUGGAUCAGUCUCGCAAUGGUUCUCUGCAGCAUCUCCUACAGCGGUCACGAUCGCCUAGUGUGGCUGCCCGUCUACAAAACUUGGAACUUGAAGGAAAUGAAGCGGAGUCGGAUGGAGACGUUUCUCCUGCCGUCUCAGAGGGAGAAGUAGAAGAGACGGAUCACGAUAGUGAUCAUGAAAGGGGAAGUGAGCACCUAUACGACGUUCGGCAAGAGCGACUUCCCAGAGCCCGUAUCUACAACAACCGUCUACAAAACGCUUUAAGAGAAGUCAAAAACAGAUUCACCAAGCUCGAAAAUACAAUGAGAGAUUCCCCUUUGGCACAUGACGAAAGCUCCGAUUUUUAUGCCCUCUAUGAGCAGGUCAAAAACUUCAGUCGGUUUGAGUAUCCUGAAACGCGUACUGUGGGAUUCAUUGGAGAUUCAGGAGCGGGUAAGAGUGUCUCCGCUAUUUGUCAUGCUGAAUUUGAAAAGACUCAUACCAGCGGAGAUGGCGCCGCUUGUACCUGCGUCGUGACUGAAUUUCGAAAUUUGGGCCAGAAUCAUCGGCACCCAUUCACCAUUGAGGUUGACUACAUGGAUAACAACGAAGUGAAAGAACUUCUCGAAGAGUUGCUGCGGAGCUUCCGACAAUAUUAUACCGACACAUAUCGUGAGGUCACAGAUGUUCAAGAGCAACAGCAGAUAAGAGAGACAUCCACAAGGGCAUGGGAAACACUCCACUCUCUCUUCCGCAACCAGCCAGGCCUGACCCACGAAUAUCUCUCUGAUGAAGCCGAUGGAGCAGAAGCGGCCAUUCUGACACAACUCGAAGAAUGGGCAAAGGCUGGAUUUAUCCAUAGACCGGGAGGGGCCGAUGCACUUCAGUAUUCUGUCACUGCAAACGACCUUGACGAGUGUAGAGACCUUCUUGACGCGCUCACAACUGAUCCCCCAGGUGAGAACAGACCAGCGAUAUGGCCCUUUAUAAAGCUGAUCAGGUCUGCUAAUUACCUUUCCCGUUUAUUCUCACUUGUGCAACUGAUCUCUGAUUAUAUGAAUAGGGUGUACCUUCGAUCACCGAUACUUCGCACAGGCUUGAUAUUGGCAGAUUUACCUGGCUUCCGAGAUCUGAAUUUUGCGAGGGUGAGGGCUACCGAGAGGUAUCUUCGUCAUAGCUGUGACGAGGUCUUUAUAGUGACAAAGAUCUCUCGUUGUAUCACGGAUCAAAGUAUUCCUGAUAUUAUCAGGAGGUGCGAUAGUGAUCAACGGCUACGAAUCGUUUGCACAAGAUCCGAGGAUGUGAACCCCGAUGAAACAGCGCGCAGUUCUCCCCCUGACAUUAAGGAGCACAUAAAAAAACUUCGAAGAGGCAUUCAAAAUUUAAACCGCGAUAUCGCUGUCACGAGAUCUCGCAGACGCAGAGUCACUGAGGCAGAAAGCAUGAGACUUGCAGUAAAAGAAAGUCGUUUACUAUUAUUGCGGUUCUUGAUCGAAAGACGCAACGAGCAAGUGACGGAGAGUCUCCUUGAAAAGUACACAGACGCAGACAGGGUAUUUUGUGUUAGCAACCGGCUUUACUCUGAGCACCGUGAAGACAGUCGUGAGCGCGCAGAAGCGUAUAUUGGGCUCAGUGGUGUCCGUGAACUACGUCGUUACUGUCAAUCAGUCCCAGCAGAGGCGCAGUUCCGUGCGACAGCGGCGUUUCUUGAACAUCAGGCCCCGACUCUUCUGCGAUCUCUCAAUCAAUGGGCUUUGGCAGGAUCGGAUCGAGUCACAGCAGAGAGGGCUGCAACCCUUCGUCAAGUCCUGACUGAGUGCGAAGAGAUGUUUCGUCAGAGACUUACUUCCCGUCAUUCAGAUAUCUCUAGAGUACAACGUGAAUUAGAAGAACAAUUUGCUGCUUCUGUCACAAACAUAAUUCAUAAUCGCCGAGGCCAUUGGAGAGAUGGCGCAGUUCAAAUAAGUCAGGAAUGGGCGGGAUGGCAUCAUAUGACCUAUGCUGCAUUCUGCCGAAAUUACGGCACCUGGUCCACCAAAGCUGUCGGCAGUCGCUGCUGGAAUGACGAAAUUCUCGAACAAGCGCGCGAGGAGUUGCAGGGAAGAUGGGAGUCAGUAGUGGACUGGGUAGAGUUGCAGAAGACUCAGUUAGAAGAAGCAACGGCAGACCUCUUCCAGUCAAUCUGCGACCUGUUGAAAGAGCACAUCAACCUUGCUCCUCAGGCUUUAGAAAAUCUCCUCACUAACAUGGAAUCACGGGAGGACUGUAUACUGCAUAUCUUUCAUCGUUCCCUCGAAGCGCUGAUGGACAACAUAACCGAAAUUCAGAAGGACGCCCUCCGCGGCCAUGACAGCUCCUACAUGGCAGAUCUCAUGCGUAAAACUUAUGCGGCCUGCAAUCGACAGUCCGGAAACGGUUGCCAUCGCCGUCGCAUAAACAUCAUGCAUGAACACCUGAUGCAUUCGCGACUUUUCACAAACCUAUCGAGAAUCAUUGAAACAGAACACAAUACCAUGGUGAGAGCGACGUUCCAAGCUCUGCGGCAGGACAUCCAACGGGAGGUGGACAAUAUCGCCCGAGACUUGCGGGCCGUCGUCGCUACCGAAGGCGAGGUAACGGAAGCGGGACAAUCACCAGCGUUCGCAAGGACACUGAGGAAGAAGAUCAAUAAGACAAGCAGAGUCUUGGACACGGCUAAGAGGAUUGUAGAGGAGGUGAGGAAUAGCGAGGAGUGA